UUGGUGAAUAAAUAAACAUUCAAAUAACAUGGUAUCGAUUUGACUGGCAGCUGAGGAACCAGCAACCAUCUCUGACUUUAGAUUUACAGUUUUUCAAAACAUAUUAUUUUCACCGUUUCAUAAACAAUUUCUUUCAUUUCCUCUUCUUCUCUUUAUCUUCUGCCGACAUCGUCUAUCUAUCUUCAAAGUGUUUUCUGUCCAAUACAAAAAAAACAGCAUAAUUAUUAUUAUAAACUUUGUAUUUCGGUUCUGGCUGAGGUUUCUGUUCCACUGAAUUGGUUUUAUCUGUUGGGGGCCUUGAAUUUGAUGUUUUCUUUCGUCCACAAAACAACUUUCAUAUUCAUUUAACAGUGUUCACAUGUCAGGGCCUCUUGAUCGGUUUGCACGUCCCUGCUUUGAAGGGUUCUCUGGUCAUGAUGAAAGGAGGGAGAGGAAAUCAGAUUUUGAGAACUCGGAAGACGAUAGGCGAACAAGGAUUGGUAGCUUGAAAAAGAAAGCAAUCAAUGCUUCAAGCAAGUUCAGGCAUUCUCUUAGGAAGAAGAGCAGCAGGAGAAAGACUGCAAGCCGAAGCAAUUCGGUUUCCAUUGAGGAUGUUCGAGAUGUUAAGGAGCUUCAAGCAGUGGAUGAAUUUCGACAGGCGCUUAUAUUGGAUAACUUGUUGCCACCGAGACAUGAUGACUAUCACACGUUACUGAGAUUCUUGAAAGCAAGGAAAUUUGAUAUUGAGAAAGCAAAGCACAUGUGGGCCAACAUGAUCCACUGGAGGAAAGAAUAUGGUACUGAUACAAUUAUGGAGGAUUUUGAAUUCGGUGAGUUGAAUGAAGUCCUGCAGUACUAUCCACAUGGUUAUCAUGGUGUGGAUAAGGAAGGAAGACCUGUUUAUAUUGAGAGGUUAGGAAAAGUUGAUCCCAAUAAGCUUAUGCAAGUAACUACCAUGGAAAGGUAUUUGAGAUACCAUGUGCAGGGUUUUGAGAAAACGUUUGCUGUUAAGUUUCCUGCAUGUUCUAUUGCCGCAAAGAGACAUAUAGAUUCAAGUACAACCAUUUUGGAUGUUCAUGGUGUGGGUUUCAAAAAUCUAACCAAAUCUGCACGGGAACUCAUCAUGCGGCUGCAGAAAAUUGAUGGUGAUUACUAUCCAGAAACAUUAUGUCGAAUGUUUAUAAUCAAUGCUGGUCCCGGUUUUAAGCUGCUUUGGAACACGGUGAAAUCAUUUCUUGAUCCCAAAACUACUUCAAAGAUAAAUGUUCUUGGAAACAAGUUCCAUAACAGAUUACUUGAAAUUAUUGAUGCAAGCGAGCUGCCUGAAUUUCUAGGUGGUAAUUGCACUUGUAUGGAUCGAGGUGGUUGUAUGAGAUCUGAUAAAGGGCCAUGGCAGGAUCCAAACAUUUUAAAGAUGGUUCUUAGUGGUGAAGUACAAUGUUCUAGACAAAUAGUAACAGUUUCUAAUGAUGAGGGGACCGUGAUCGAAUGUGAUAAGGCAUGUUAUCCAAUGCCAAUAAGAAGUAGUGAUACAUCAACAGCAGAAUCAGGAUCUGAAGUCGAAGAUAUUACUUCUCCCAAAGCAAGUGGGAAUUAUACAAACCCAAGGUUAACUCCUGUCCACGAAGAAGCAAGAUUGAUUGGUAGGGCUAGUGGUUUCUCUGAGUAUGAUGAGUAUGUUCCCAUGGUUGACAAGGCUGUUGACCUCGGGUGGAAGGAGAAACAAGUAACAACUCAAAACUCAUAUGGCUCAACAGAAAAUUUCCUACUGAGGGCUGGAAAAUCUGGUGGAAACUGUGCAUAUAUCUUGGCUGUUAUCGUGGGCUUCUUUGUUGCCAUUUUUACUUUUGUUCGUUCAUUAGCACUUCGUGUGACUAAGAGAAUACAAGACACAAAAUCUGAUUCUGCCAAAAAUAUGCCCAAGACGACUGUUGAUUCAAUAACCAAGGAAGAAUCUCGUCCCCCGUCACCGGUUCCCAGAUUAACAAAGACAGAAUUCAUCUCAUCUGCUAUGAAACGCCUUGGUGAGCUUGAAGAAAAGGUUGACAUGCUACAGUCAAAACCAAAUGUGAUGCCAUAUGAGAAAGAGGAGCUGCUGAAUGCUGCUGUUUAUCGUGUGGACGCAUUGGAAGCGGAACUGAUCGCUACAAAGAAGGCUUUGUAUGAAGCUUUGAUUAGACAAGAAGAACUUCUGGCAUACAUUGAUAGUCAGGAAAGAAGCAAAUUCGAGAAAAAGAAGUUUUGCUGUUGAAGAGAUAACUGUACAGAACGGAGCUGUUCGGCAAAAUGAUGGAGAUAUAUAUUACUUCCUUUCCUGCUUGUAUAUUUUACCUGCACAGUACUUUGUCUUCAAGAUGGCUUUUUAAUUUUCAUCAUAAAAUUCUUGUAUUAUGGAACUCUAUUUACACGUCUACUUGUAUGUCUUUCUCUUUCUCUUUGCCUCUAUUAAUUUGAAUGUAGAUGAAUUUAACUACUGAAUUAUAGAUAAUUGUAUGACACAAAUAAAGUUUGAUCCACCUUUUAAGUGUAUAACUUUUUUA
Messenger RNA from Glycine soja, 2519 nucleotides. RefSeq names its product phosphatidylinositol/phosphatidylcholine transfer protein SFH8-like. Lineage: Eukaryota; Viridiplantae; Streptophyta; Magnoliopsida; Fabales; Fabaceae. The record is from RefSeq and is a predicted model, not a curated record. The coding region runs from base 359 to 2230 and encodes 623 amino acids. The transcript is spliced from 14 exons.